Opisthorchis viverrini is the source of this 1305-nucleotide messenger RNA. RefSeq lists its product as hypothetical. Gene Ontology annotation, biological process: mRNA splicing, via spliceosome. The record is from RefSeq and is a predicted model, not a curated record. Gene Ontology annotation, cellular component: catalytic step 2 spliceosome; U2 snRNP; precatalytic spliceosome. NCBI's taxonomy places the organism in Eukaryota, Metazoa, Platyhelminthes, Trematoda, Opisthorchiida, Opisthorchiidae. The coding region runs from base 1 to 1305 and encodes 434 amino acids. The transcript is spliced from 10 exons.
AUGAACCGACUUCCCGACAAAACUCGACAAACUCGACGUGAAACCGGUGCCUUAUCGGCAUAUGCCCAAACAUUCUGUAUUUCUGACGCUGUGACUGAUAAAUUCCAUCGGGUUAUAUUCAGGCUCAUUCAUCAGACAAGGAUCACUGAAAGUGAGGUCUUUGCGGGCGAUAUAAAUACCAAAGUCGCUCUUCUGAGCUUCUUGAAAUCACAACUGGGCGAUCGAUUCGGAGUGGAUUCUGGUUGUACUCCGAUCACCAACUGUUUCUGGCCAGCACUUGAUUCCGAUCAUACCAUGGCGCGAGCAGGGUUGACAAUUCCGUUGUCUCCGGGCCCUUGUAAUAAACUAACGCAAUAUUGGUACCGAGCGCGCGGAGUAAGCAUGGUAACAUAUGAAAGGAGCUACGCUGAUGGCGUUCAAAGUUGUCUGUUUGAAUCAUCCACUAGAAUCAAAUGGCCACUGGAUAUAGUCGAGAUCGAUUGUUUCGAUCGAUGCUGGGAAAUCUAUACCAUCAGGCAACGAUAUUUCGAUCUUAUUGAACAAUGCGCCGGUGGUCACGGUCAAUCUUUGGGUGAUCGGAGUGUGCGGUUUUCGGGCCGAUCUCUUCUAACCCGUCCUUCCUCGGGGGAAGGCAGCAUCGUCGCUUCCAUAAAUAUGGACAUGCUGACCUCUCGUAGCACGAUUACUGUAGUACGGGGGUCUCACUGCUCCUCUUUGGUCUUCCUGGCAUGGUUGAACCUUGUGGAACAAAGUUCCAGCCAAUCAAUUGGGCGACUUUGUGAGAAAUGUGAUGGUAAGUGUGUAAUCUGCGACUCCUAUGUUCGACCUUGCACCUUGGUUCGGAUAUGUGACGAGUGCAAUUAUGGGUCGUACCAAGGACGAUGUGUGAUUUGCGGUGGACCCGGAGUGUCGGAUGCUUAUUACUGUCGUCAGUGUACAUGCAUGGAGAAAGAUCGUGACGGGUGUCCAAAGAUAGUCAACUUGGGAAGUGCGAAAACGGAUUUGUUUUAUGAGCGAAAGAAAUGGCUCAAGUGGUUAGAGCGCGAAUUUACUAACCGGAAGGUCCGUGGUUCGAGUCCGACCUUCGCUACUCGACUUCCCCUGUCUAGGUUUGGGCAACCUGGCAGUAUCCCAGCCCUCGUGUUUCCUUCUGGUGGCAUGACAGGAGUCCGUCACGGAGAGACUGGACCUUACCCUGGUGUGGCGGUUUGUGUACCUCGGGGACCCAUUGAGCUAUACUGGGUGGUGUCCGCGCGACACUCACAGAGUCUCUCAUACCAGGUUGGUCAAUGGUUAGAGAUCUGA